Messenger RNA from Sipha flava (yellow sugarcane aphid), 720 nucleotides. Its product is annotated as ribosomal RNA processing protein 36 homolog. NCBI's taxonomy places the organism in Eukaryota, Metazoa, Arthropoda, Insecta, Hemiptera, Aphididae. Gene Ontology annotation, biological process: maturation of SSU-rRNA from tricistronic rRNA transcript (SSU-rRNA, 5.8S rRNA, LSU-rRNA). The record is from RefSeq and is a predicted model, not a curated record. Gene Ontology annotation, cellular component: nucleolus; 90S preribosome.
AUGUAUUCAGUGUUAAAAUUAUAUAUAAUGAAUAAUUUAACUUCAAAUACUACAAUUGGGGUUAAACCAGAUCUUAAGAAAUUAUCAUUAGAAGAGCUUCGUAAAUUAAAAGAACAAGUUGGAAAUGAAAUAUUCAUAAAUAAUGUUACCAAUAAAAAAACUAACUUUAAAAAUAUUAAAAGAGAAAACAAAAAUCGACCAUCAGAAAUAUCCUCCAAAAUAGAUCCUCUAUUAAAUCCUAUUAAAAAAAUAAAGCCUCAAGUUAAAAUUGCAUCUGAAGAACCUAAAAAAAUUGAUCCAAGAUUUGACUCUUUAUAUGGUGAAUUUGAUAAACGUAUUUUUGAAAGAAAUUAUAAGUUUCUAGAUGAAAUAAAAGAAAAAGAGAAAAAGAAGUUACAAAAAAAAUUAAAGCAGAAAACGCCUAAUGAGAAGAAAAAGCAAGUUAAAUUGUUAUUACAAAGAAUGGAAAAUCAAGAGCGAGAGAAAAAGAAAUUGGAAACUCAGGAAAAAAUUAAAUUUGAAUUGAAACAAAAGAGAUUGAAUGCUUUAAACAAAGGUCAAAAACCACAAUUUUUGAAGAAACGAGAAUCAAAAAUUAUGCAAUUAGUAGGACAAUAUGAAGAUUUAAAAUCCAGUGGAAAACUUAACAAACACAUUAAGCAGAAAAGGAUUCGAAUUAUUGGUAGUGAAAAAAAAUCAUUAUUUCAUAAUUCUAUGUAA